CCUUUGACCAUAAACAAGCUCAGUUCUCCUGAAACACCUUUUUCUCUCUCUCACAAUUCAGAUAAACACAGAGUAAAGCCGAAGCUUGUGUUGGUCAAAAAAUCAGAAUGGGGUGUAAGUCAUCAGAUAGUCCUAAGCCAAAGCACAGAAAGGGAUUAUGGUCACCUGAAGAAGACCAAAGGCUGAGAAACUACAUUCUCAAACAUGGCCAUGGCUACUGGAGUUCUGUCCCCAUAAACGCCGGUUUGCAAAGGAAUGGAAAGAGCUGCAGAUUAAGGUGGAUAAAUUACUUAAGGCCAGGGUUAAAGAGAGGGACAUUUACUAAACAAGAGGAGGAGACAAUCCUAACCCUUCAUCACAUGUUAGGCAACAAGUGGUCUCAGAUUGCACAACAUUUGCCUGGAAGGACAGACAAUGAGAUAAAAAACUUCUGGCAUUCUUAUUUGAAGAAGAAAGUGGCCAAAGAUGAUGAAGAUCAAGAUCAAAUGGAACUAGCUCAAAGCAAGUCUCAGUACACAAGUACUUCAAGCUCAGAUCAUAACUUAGAUCAGCCUUCACCAUGUUCUGAAAAGCUCACAAGCACCCAAAUUCCAAGUUACAAUGAAUCUCCAAUAUUAGUUCCACAGAUUUAUCAUCAAAGUCAAAGACCUAGCCCCUUGCCAAAGAUUUUGUUUGCUGAGUGGCUUUCACUAGACCAUGUUCAAGGGGGUAGCAUUGGAAACAAUACUGGCAUUGAUCAACAUGACUAUAAUCCGCGAGCAGAUCAUGGGCUUGGACACAGUUACUCAUUCAAUAAUGAGGCAACAUUUGGCAGUAGUGGCUUCCAUCAUGGUCCGGCUACACAUGAGAUAAUGAACUCACAAUUUAGAUAUGAUCCUCAGGAUCAGAUUCCAGGAACUGGAUUUGCUGAUUUUAUAUCUGGGGGUGAUUUAUGUAGUGAUUUUACCUUGCAUAAUGAUGUGAUGUAUAUAUAAGGGGGUGAAAAAGUAACCUCUAAUUAUGUUUCUAUACAAUAGUAAGAUUAGAGAGAUUGAA
Messenger RNA from Rosa rugosa (rugosa rose), 1035 nucleotides. RefSeq names its product transcription factor LAF1-like. The coding region runs from base 108 to 974 and encodes 288 amino acids. Lineage: Eukaryota; Viridiplantae; Streptophyta; Magnoliopsida; Rosales; Rosaceae. The transcript is spliced from 3 exons. The record is from RefSeq and is a predicted model, not a curated record.